This is a messenger RNA of Manacus vitellinus (golden-collared manakin), 4939 nucleotides long. Its product is annotated as discoidin domain-containing receptor 2. Gene Ontology annotation, cellular component: signaling receptor complex. Bases 31 to 2718 code for a protein of 895 amino acids. Gene Ontology annotation, biological process: positive regulation of kinase activity; protein phosphorylation; multicellular organism development. The transcript has 17 exons. Gene Ontology annotation, molecular function: collagen binding; ATP binding; protein tyrosine kinase collagen receptor activity. The record is from RefSeq and is a predicted model, not a curated record. NCBI's taxonomy places the organism in Eukaryota, Metazoa, Chordata, Aves, Passeriformes, Pipridae.
GUGGUGUGGUUCCCGUCCUCUCCGUGCUGGAUGUGCUGGCUGGCUGUUCCUUUGGCUUGCUCUGCCUUCCAAGUGUGCUUUAAUGGAGAGAAAUGUAGGUGGCAGCUGCUGCCCUUGAAGGACUCGCACCCGUCUGACCCUGCGGCGCCUCCGACUGCUACCAUGAUCUUCUGCAUGCUGCUGCUGGCCUCACUGCCUGAGCCCUCUGGCACAGAAGUCAACCCUGCCAUCUGCCGUUAUCCCUUGGGAAUGCACGAGGGGACCAUAAGGGAUGAAGACAUCACUGCUUCCAGCCAGUGGUAUGAUUCCACAGGACCCCAGUAUGCACGGUUGCAGAGGGAAGAGGGGGAUGGAGCCUGGUGCCCAGCUGGCUUGUUGCAACCAGAAGAUGUCCAGUUCCUUCAGAUCGACCUGCACAAGCUGUUUUUCAUCACCCUGAUUGGCACCCAGGGCCGCCACGCCCGCGCCACGGGCAAGGAGUUCGCCCGCGCCUACCGGCUGGACUACAGCCGGAACGGGGAGCGCUGGAUCUCCUGGAAGGACCGCCAGGGCAGGAAGGUGAUCCAAGGAAACAUCGACACUUACGACGUGGUCCUGAAGGAUCUGCGGCCCCCCAUCAUCGCGCGGUUCAUCCGGGUCAUCCCCGUCACCGAGAUGCCAAUGACAGUCUGCAUGAGGGUGGAGCUCUAUGGCUGUGUCUGGUAUGAUGGUUUGGCAUCCUAUAGCAUCCCUGAAGGAGGGACAAUAGCAGCUCCUGGCUUCCCCAUCGUUUACCUGAAUGACUCGACCUAUGAUGGAUACCAGGAGCGCAGGCACCUGUAUGGGGGGCUGGGCCAGCUCACAGAUGGUGUGCUGGGCCUGGAUGACUUCACCCAGAGCCACCAGUACCGUGUGUGGCCAGGCUAUGACUACGUGGGCUGGAAGAACGAGAGCUUCAGCACGGGCUCCGUGGAGAUGGAGUUCCAGUUCGACCGACCACGGAACUUCACCUCCAUGAAGGUGCAUUGUAACAACAUGUUUUCCAAGGGGGUGAAGAUUUUCCAGAGGGUGGAGUGCCUGUUCAAACCACGCCUGAUUGCAGACUGGGAGCCUGAGCCUGUGGGGGUGGCCACAGUCCUGGAUGACAAGAACCCCAGCGCCAGGUUCGUGACCGUCCCCCUGAACCAGCGCGUGGGCAAAGCCAUCCUGUGCCGCUUCUACUUCGCUGACACCUGGAUGAUGAUGAGCGAGAUCUCCUUCCAGUCAGACAUGGAGAGUGUGAAUCCCAGUUUUGUGACGGCAGCAACAAGCACGACGGAUCUGCUGGAGACAGAGUACAACGUCACUGAGGGGACCUGGGAAACCACCUCUUCUGUAACCAGCACCUGGAUAGGAGAGAAGGCAGAUGACUCCAAUACCUCCAUCCUCGUGGGCUGCCUUGUGGCUAUUAUUCUGCUGCUCCUGAUGAUUAUAAUCAUCAUUCUUUGGAAGCAAUAUGUUCAGAAAAGGCUGGAAAAGGCCCCACGUCGAAUCCUGGAGGAGGAUGCAACUGUUCGCCUCUCCUUCUACAGCUACACCAUUGCCAACAACCAGACCCAGAUCCACCAGUCAAAUCCCACCUAUGAACGUGCUUUCCCACUGGAUUUGGAGUAUCACCAGCCAGCUACGCUACUGCAAAAGCUCCCAGAGCUCUCCCAGAGUGCAGAGGAUUCAGUGUGCAGUGGGGACUAUGCUGAGCCCGACCUGACCAAGUCCACCCCUCACCAAGGCUUCCAGAACAACGUCCCUCACUACGCCGAGACCGACAUCGUGCACCUGCAGGGCGUGACCGGCAACAACAUGUACGCGGUGCCCGCCCUCACCGUGGACUCCCUCACCAAGAAGGACAUCUCCGUGGGGGAAUUCCCUCGGCAGCAGCUGCGCCUCAAGGAGAAGCUGGGAGAGGGGCAGUUUGGAGAGGUGCACCUUUGUGAGGCUGAUGGCCUGCUGGAAUUCCUGGGAGUCUCGUCCUCAGAAUUCACUCACCAGCCAGUUCUUGUAGCAGUGAAAAUGCUGAGGUCAGAUGUCAACAAAACAGCCAGAAACGAUUUCCUGAAGGAGAUCAAGAUCAUGUCCCGGCUGAAGAACCCCAACAUCAUCCGGCUGCUGGGGGUGUGUGUGCACGACGACCCCCUGUGCAUGAUAACGGAGUACAUGGAGAACGGGGACCUCAACCAGUUCCUGUCACAGAGGGAGAUCUACAGCAAGUUUGCCAUUUCAAACAAUAUUCCCUGUGUCAGGGGCUGCCCUGACCCAGGGGCAGCACCAGCACUUGGCCUUGUUGAACCAUUGUCCCCAUGGGCCCACUUGGUCUUGUCCAUGUCCCUCUGGAUGGCAUCCCUGCCCUCAGCCCUCAUCUGGGGCCUGACUUCUGCUCUGUGCCUGCCAUUCAGGAUUCCUGCUGGAAUUGGCAAGUUCACCACGGCCAGCGACGUGUGGGCCUUUGGGGUGACCCUCUGGGAGAUGUUUGUGCUGUGCAAGGAGCAGCCCUACAGCCUCCUCUCGGAUGAGCAGGUCAUUGAGAACACGGGGGAGUUCUUCAGGAGCCAGGGCAGGCAGAUCUAUCUCUCCCAGACUCCUCUGUGCCCUAACCCUGUGUUCGACCUGAUGCUGAAGUGCUGGAGCAGGGAUAUCAAAGAUCGUCCCACUUUUGACAUGAUCCACCACUUCCUGCUAGAACAGUUGGAAUCAAACAUUUGACUCCAGAAAGAGAGACAAACUGUCGAGAACAGAGUGACUCUGGGGUCUCUUUGCCUGUUCCUCACAGAAGAUGGUCAGGCCACCUCGCUCCCCUCCCCGACUGGGCCCUAUUUAAGUUGAGACGUCCAUGGCAGCUGCUCUUCUAUUGGCCAUGGUCUGACACACAGGACCAGAGGAUCUCAUUUGGUUGAAAAAUCAUCUCCUCUUCUGAAUCAUUUCCUGGGAAUACUGUGAGAGGGGGUUUUAUUGGAUACUUCAGGCGAAAGGAAUGAGUGGAACUCGGAGGGACUUGGAGCUCUCUCCUGGCUGGAAGAGAAGGCGCCGGUCGGUGAGAGCCACUCGAGAACAGGUUUCUGGAAGGAAAGACUUGAGCCUUCUAGAGCUAUUCCAUUAAAUCAGAUGGAAGUCUUGUGCACAUUAGCAAGUGUUUCUGUGUGCUCUUGCUACACACAAUAGCAAGAGGCCAGAAACGUCUGGAGCUGGGAAAUGGUUUAACGGACUCGGGAACUGACGGAGCAUUUUUAGCAACCCUGUGGGAGUGACACUGCCAGGGUCUACAGAGGAUGCUGAAACAAGAGUCCAAGAUGAUGUUCUGUUUUCCUGUGGUUGUUAAGCACUGCUUUGGUUAUAUAUGUGCGUUUUCCCCACACUGGAUUUUUUUUUUUUCUAGAAAAAAAAAAUAAUUUUGAAAAUGAAUGUUUAAAGGGUCAUGGGAAGGUCACUGCGGUAGAAGAUCUUCCCCUGACCUACAAAUUAAGGCUAGGUAGGGAGUUUGUAUUGAGAAGUAGCUGAUACUGUACUACUGUCACUAUGUAGAUUUAUUAACCUAAUGAACUUGUAGCCACAAUGGACUGAUGUGCAAUUAAUCCUGUAUAAUUACCCAUCAAUAUGAGAUCUCUAAGUCAAUGCUGUUACGUGUGAGAGGGAACUCAGAUUUGGUGAGACCGGGUGGCUGAGAGCAGAACCCUCUUUGUCACUUGUCACAGCUCACGGGGGGGACGGGAGCAGCCCCCGGGUCACCCCGGCACACGCGUGUCUGGGGGCACCCCCACGUGUGUGCCUGGUUCAGAGGUUCCUCCCCAGGUCUGCAGCAGGUUCGUGCCAUCAGCUGGGCAGGGGCAGCUCGGCCAGGCUCUGUCACUGUCCCCUGGCCCUGGGAGCUGGGCUGGCACAUCCCCUCAGGGGGUCUGUCCUGUAUUUUGGGUGCUCCCCGUGCAGCGCGGGGCCGGUUACUCAUUGAACUUGGGGGUGGUUUGUGUGUCGUGUCACAAACAGCUCAUUCUCUGGAGGGUUUUAGAGGGCUCUGAAAUCCAUUUGGAGUGAGUUAGAGAGUUCAGUGUGUUUCUACAAUAAAUCCAUUGUGGAUUUACCAGGUGCCUGGGGAAUACUCUGCUAUUCCCUCUUUAAUCGUUUAGCAAGAUACUUAGGACCAAACCAAACAUUUCAUAAGCUGGGAGAAGAUGAAAGCUCAGCACUUGGCUUCUUUUUUUUUUUUUUUUUUUUAAUAAGCAGCAUCCAGCAUAGCAUAUAUUUCCAGUAAAGAUGAAAAAGAUAAUUUUUAUCUUAGCCACAAGCACAGAUGCCUGGCUGUCUGUGCUGCGAGCUCUGCGAGAGGGCACUGCUGAGAGAGGCAAUGUCUGCACAGUUACAACACAGGCACGAUUGUGUGCAAAGAAAAACCCUGCCUCUGAACUGGCAGAUGCCAGGAUGGAGCGUGGCAUGGCUGUGUCUGCUCCCUGGGCACAUCAAACUCCCUGGUGAAGUUCCCCAGCCCGGGAAGGGCCGUGCCUGGCGUGUCCUGUCCUGGCUGUGUGGGGUGUCCCCAUCUGAGCUGCUCCUCUGAGCCCCUUUGUGGCUGAGCAGCUGGAGGGCCCAGGUCAUCUCAUCUUCCCUGCCCAGGCUCAGGUGACCCUCACCCCCAGUUCUUUCCCCUGUGGCUGGGGGGAGCUGCCAUUCCCUGUGUGUGCCAUCUCUCCAGAGCUGGGUGGUGGGAGCUGGAGUUGCUGCAGCCUGUUGGGCACCUGGCAAACCACUCAGCCAUGGUAUUUCUGGAGUAUUUCUGUCCUGCCCCAGAAUAUGUACCCCAGUAACACACAGCCCUGUGCUGUGAAGUCACCAGACAGGCUCUGUGCUCCUGUUCCAUCGGGAUGUGCUGUUCCUCCAGUGACAUGUUGACAUACCAAGUUUCUCUCAUAUCAAUAAAUUCUAAUGAUAACCUUGA